AUGCAGCCCAAACAUCUGAAUUGGGCUUCUCCGGCAUCCCCACCACAAACUCUAGAGCCCGGUCCAAACUUCCGGCCCGGCCCAAUAAAUCCACCAUGCACGCAUAAUGCUCCAUCCUCGGCUUCAUCCCGUAAAACCUUUCCAUCCUCCCGAAAAUCUCGUACCCUUUCGCAACUAAACCCGCAUGAGCACACGCGGAUAAGUUGUAAUGCCUCGUCCGGGCUCCCGUUUUUACCGUACCCGUCUAUCAUUGAAGUCCACGAAAAAACGUUUCUAAUCGGCAUUCGGUCGAAAAUCCGCCGCGCGUAG
Molecule: messenger RNA, 309 nt
Organism: Striga asiatica
Lineage: Eukaryota; Viridiplantae; Streptophyta; Magnoliopsida; Lamiales; Orobanchaceae
Source: the annotation of a GenBank genome assembly